This is a messenger RNA of Chaetomium globosum CBS 148.51, 300 nucleotides long. RefSeq lists its product as uncharacterized. NCBI's taxonomy places the organism in Eukaryota, Fungi, Ascomycota, Sordariomycetes, Sordariales, Chaetomiaceae. The transcript has 2 exons. Bases 1 to 300 code for a protein of 99 amino acids. The record is from RefSeq and is a predicted model, not a curated record.
AUGGGGGAGGACGAAGACGACCGCUGGUUUGACCAGAGCCGCAAGCCCCACACCAUUCCAGUCAAAGCCCAGGUUCCACGUGCUUCGGUGCGAGUGUCAGCACUCUCGUGGAAUCUCGCGGGGGAUCGUCGCUUUUCUUUCCUCGUCAAGACCUCCUCCACCUCGGUCACCCUCGCGCAUUUUUGCGCCAGGGCCAGGAGGCUAAGGGCUCCUUCGCUAGCACAAGAUGCGAAUUUCGGGUUGGGGUUAAAAAUGCGCCUGAGGCGGAGAGAAUGGCGUGAUGAUCACCUAGUAACUUAG